AUGAACCAGAGACGUGGAUUUCUUGUGGAGUGGGUGGACAUCAGCUCGUCCGUCUCCUCUGACUCUUCUUGGACAUCUUUUGACCUCAGCACUGACCUGACAUCGCUCAGCUCAGACCAUGUCCUGACCCCUGUGACAGCUCCGAGCAGCAAUAAGUUUUCGGAGGAGCAGCAUCCAAAGAAGUUCUCCUCAUUUAAGUUGUCAACUAAAGCCCAGAUCCGAGAAUUCGAAUGGAGGGAGACGUCUUUUCUUGGAAAUGAUGAAGCUCUGUGGCUGGAGCACGUGGACAUGUUUGGUUUCUCUAAGAUGGCAAAGCUGUCUGGUCAUAGGAAUAAAACAUCUGGCUGGCCACCCCCUGGCCCAGGUUCAUGGGGAGGACUGCAGGGGCCCCCAUACAGUUGGGACAGCAUGAACAACACCAGAGAUGGACGGGACUUCCUCACCAACCAAGGGUCCCAGAACAGCUCAUUGGAGGAGGUCCACCAGGACGGCUUCCCCCCUGCCCCUCGUCUGGUGGAGAUGCGACGGGACCCGGUUCUGGGCUUCGGUUUCGUGGCAGGCAGUGAGAAACCGGUGGUGGUUCGCUCUGUCACACCAGGUGGUCCAUCAGAGGGGAAGCUCCUGCCAGGCGAUGAGAUCAUCAUGAUCAACGAUGAACCGGUCAGCUCGGCUCCUCGAGAGCGAGUUAUCGAUCUCGUUAGGAGCUGCAAAGAAUCCAUCACGCUGACUGUUAUUCAGCCGUAUCCCUCCCCUAAAUCAGCGUUCAUCAGUGCAGCCAAAAAAGCCAUGCUGAAGUCCAAUCCGGUCAAAGUGCGCUUUGCUGAGGAGGUCAUUAUAAACGGCCAGGUUCCAAACCCGGUGAAGGACAACUCUCUUCUGUUCAUGCCAAAUGUCCUGAAGGUCUACCUGGAGAAUGGGCAGACAAAGUCUUUUCGCUUCGACAGCAGUACCUCUAUGAAGGAAGUAAUUCUGACCCUACAAGAGAAGCUUUCAAUCAGAAGCAUCGAGCACUUCUCUCUGGCCUUGGAGCAGAGGACUGAAGGCUCUGGAAGCAAACUGCUUCUUCUGCAUGAACAGGAGAUGCUUACUCAGGUGACCCAGAGGCCUGGCUCUGACAAGAUGAAGUGUUUUUUUAGACUCAGCUUCAUGCCCAGGGACCCAGUCGAGCUGCUCCGGAGAGAUGCUGUGGCCUUUGAAUACCUCUAUGUUCAGAGUUGUAAUGACGUGGUUUUAGAACGAUUCGGCCCGGAGCUGAAGUAUGACGCUGCACUUCGACUGGCUGCUCUGCAGAUGUACAUCCUCUCCAUGACAACCAGGCAGAGCCAGAAGGUCUCCCUUAAAUAUAUCCAAAAGGAGUGGGGUCUGUCACUGUUCCUGCCUCCAACUGUGCUUUCCAGCAUGAAGGAGAAAAACAUCAAGAAGGCUCUGACACACAUCCUAAAAACCAACCAGAACCUCGUGCCUCCAGGGAAAAAACUGACUGCUUUGCAGGCCAAGGUGCAUUACCUGAGGUACCUCAGUGAACUCAAACUGUAUGGAGGAAGGGAAUUCAGAUCGAUACUUUUGCAAGGUGAGAAACAGACGGACGUGACACUCCUAGUGGGUCCACGAUAUGGAAUCAGUCACGUUAUCAACGCUCGGACCAACCUGGUCGCCCUGUUGGCAGACUUCAGUCAUGUUAACCGCAUCGAGAUCCUGACUGAGGAUGAGACAAAUGUCCGACUGGAGCUUCAUGUUCUGGAUGUCAGGCCUAUCACACUGAUCAUGGAGUCAAGUGAUGCAAUGAACCUUGCUUGUCUCACAGCAGGUUACUAUCGCCUCCUAGUGGACUCAAGGAGAUCUAUUUUCAAUAUGGCCCAUUGUAAUAGCACAGGAGGGGAUGUCGCUGGUCAGGAUCGUGUCCUCGAAUGGCCGUACAGCACAUCUUUAGGGGAUGGUGAGGAGCAAUCCCAUGGACAAGGCUACAACAGGGAGUACCCAGACAAUGGGGAGAGGGAAAACAGCAUUUCUCCUUAUUGCCAAGAACCCACAAAUCCUGAUAGCAACUUUAGGGCACAAGGAAGUCCCGUGCCCCCUCCUCUUCCCCCUGCCAGACACAAAACUCAGGACUCACCUCGAAAUGCCAAAGUGUCAUUUAUAUUUGGAGGAAAUCCACCAUUGAAUAGACCUAAGAAAUUAGACUACGAAAGAUUGUCAGAGAGUCCGGAGCUGUCAGAGAGCAGACCGCCCUACUUGCACAACAACACAGACUUUGAGCAGCAAGACAGAGUGCCAUUCCAGUUAAGUGGUCUCACGCAUGUUUACAGCAACAUUAUAACCGAGGAAGGGGGCGAGGAGCCAGUUCUAAGAGAUCUCUUUUAUCGUGACACUACUGAUGAUGCAGAAGAUGAUGACGAUGCUUCAUGUGAGGAGGACUCCACUGGGGGGACUCCAAUGAGUGAAAGCAGACACGGAGAUGUAGACUGUACCAACCAGAGUGGAGGGUUGCCAACUGCUGCCAGCAAAGCUACUUUUCUUAAGCUUUCGGGUUCUACAGAUGACAUCAUCGACCUGACGGAGCUGCCCCCUCCCGAGGGGGAUGACGGUGUUGACGAAGAUGAGGAUGACACGCUGCUGCAGACGCUCAACCUCGCCAUCGCAGCUCCGCCUCCAGGCUUUCGGGAUAGUUCGGAUGAGGACACCGCCCCUGAGGGAAGGCCACUGAGCACAUGUGAUAAUGACGAUAUACCAGUAUCAAUGAUUGAUGCUAUUUCAGCACAAGGGGAGGAGGGAGGGAGCAGAGAAGGGGAAACACGGUUGGACAAUGCAGUCAUGAAUACUCUACAAGCACUGGAGAAUCUGUCAGUGUCGGAACAGCGACCUCCUCCACCGCCACCCAGUAGAAACCACCCAGGUGUGUACACAUCUCAUGGCUUCAGCCCAGAGUCAUCCUCAGACUCUGGCAAUGAGACAAACUCCUCAGAAAUGACAGAAAUCUCUGAAUUAGCUGCUACUCACAGGCUCAGCGAGAGCCACAUGCGACUUUUGGUGGCCACAAGGGAAGGAUACCAACCUCUACUUGAGGAGAAAACUGAAUUUCCUGUCUCACCAAAUACACAAAGUACAGGAGAAAGGAAACAUCGUAGCCCAACACGGCAUCUUCAACCUCCUGCAGUUCCCCCGAGACGGAGUCCGCAGUUAGACACAGCCUCAUCGGGACCAGACAGACUGGAGGUGAGGUCCCAGACUAAUCUGUCUGCCACCCUCCAGCGUCCAAGUUCCACCACACCAGGAGGCAAGCACCAUAAAAAAUCAGCAGACUCCAGUGGGAAGUACAACACCUUCAGCACAAGGGAAGGCAGCAGAAGGCGAAGCUGUCUUGACAUAGAACAGCGCACUUCAUUCUGUGAACAAGACGAAAGUAAAAGAAGACAAAACUCUUUUGUCGCUGAAAAUUCUAUAACUGAGGAUAUUGGAGUAAACAGCCUGCCUGACUGUCGCAGAAACACCCGCCCCUCCUCUACUGUUUCUGACCGCUUCCUAGAUAUUGUCAGCUUGGGUAACGGUGCUGCAGAUAAUGGAGCUGCAGGUGCUGAGCAAGAUGAACAUCUAGUCGUAGCAUCUUUGCUUUCUCCGUCCAAAAAAUCCAGAGCUGGGGGAUCUGACCAGGGCUCAGACAUACAAAGUGACCACCUGACAAUUUCAAGACAGCAGAGUGUUGCACGGUUGUGUGAGUACCAUCUGGCUAAAAGAAUCUCAAAUUUGCAAGGUGAAACCCACAGUUCGCUGCAGGGUUCUCUUUGCUCAUCUCUGGACGCCGGUGGCAGCACCAACAGCAGCACCUGUGCUACACCAACCGACUCUCCUCUUGGCCCUGGUGCUGUUGAACCCAAACACCACCAUCUGCAAAGGCACCCACUAUCUAGUUCCUCCUCAUCACUGCUUAGAGUGCUAAACUGUGAGGAGAACCAGCCCGGUGUCUCUUUAGGUAUUCCUGGCCAGACCACUCAGGGGAAAGACCUCCAUCCUCAUGCAGAUCCCAUGCUUCUUCGGAAAAUGUUGCCUAACAUGCACCCCCCUCUUUCUGGGAAAGAGUCAGGCAGACCCUCAUCAGCUACACCACCUAAGCAUAAAGAGGCUACAGCUAUUGGAAGUAAAAAGUCCCUCAAUGACAUGCAUUCUAAGCAGCAAGCGUGUUUGAAGGGGCUUAACUCAAAGGAAGGCAGUGAAGCCUACAGACAUUUGAUUAACUACCUAACAGUCAGCCAGAUGCAUCAGGGGGGGAAGCUGCAGAGUGCAGGUAUGGGUGGGACACUGAAAAAGGACACCAGGCGAUUUAUAACAAGCAACCCUCAACUUUUUGAAAUGGUCAAGAACAGGGGAAACAAUAUUGGCCGCUGUCCAUGUAUGCCUUCUUCCAUAUCGUCCCCAUUUCUCAGCCCAAACUUGGCUCCAUCUCAAGCUGCCCCAUUGCAGGUUGCAAAUAAAAAUCCACAGUAUUACCAUUCUGCCACUCUCCCUGCCAAACUCAAAAGAAGCCCUGAUAUGCACGCUGAAAGACCGAACAGCAGUUUAGAUUUCAGUCAAUCUAUUGCAGGGAGGAGGAGCUCCUUUUCUGGCCUGGAGAGUGAGUUCAUAAGGAACGGUAUGGAUCCAGAUCAACUUCUCUCUCUCUGUAGAAGAGAGGACUGCAUUAAUCGGGAGGGUGGAAUUAAUCCAAACAGAAAUCGUGAUGGAGGUGCUGAUAACCGCCCUCCCCCGCGCUCAAGGAGCCAACCAAGUUGCAGCACUGACGACUGGUUCAAAUCAGAUCCAAGGGCAAAACAUGCUGCCCGUCAGUCUUAUCCCCGACAGAAUGACUCUCUUUGCUUGUCUGCUGCUCCAAAUUUGAGUGCCCAGUGUGCUGACCACAGCACUGUCUCAAUAGGAAGGGGAGACCAUCCAUCAGCUUUUAUCAGACAGGCACCUAGCAGCACUAGAGCUUGUAUUAUGUCUCCUACGCCCAAGCCACAACCUCCACCACCUCCUCCUUUAUCUUUACCCACGCAGUCCACCCUUAUCUCCAGCAACUCAGGAUGCCCACAAGAUUCUAUCCAUUCUAUCCAGUCUCGGCAGAAUCUGAACCACAUGAAUGCAGUCACUCCAACCCUGUCAACGACAGACCCCCUCAGAUGUAGCAUGCAACGUGGCAGGGAGCUGAAGCGUAGCUCCAGCAAUGUGACCACCGGUUCAGGAAGUGCAGAAGUUCUGUUUGAUAAGCCCACACGAAGCCGGAGCCAGCAGCCCAUGUCACCGCCUGGGUCCCAUCAAGGUGACUCAAAAGUCCAACGUAGACCAACAAAGAAACGUCUGUCCAAGAGCUACUCCCAAGGCUCUGUAUUCUCCCACACCAGCUGCUGGUCCACAGGCAGUGGGGUAGACAGCAGACGAGCAUCUGUUGCUUUUCCGUUACAAAAAGACUCGAAACACAUGAAGGGCUCUCAGAAACUGGACACCAGUCCCUGGAGAUGCAACGGCCCCUUUAGCUACUGUUUUUUUAAGCGUCAGAAUGAAGGAGAUGAGGAUGAAAUUGAAUGGGAGAGGCCAAGAGGAAGACAUGGCGCAGGCAGUAUGGACAGUAACAAUGCCGCUGCAUCAUUCAUAUCUCCAUGCAGCUCAACAGUGGAUGCUUCAGGGGAGCAGCUGUAUGGAGAGGUCCUCAAUAACAUGAGUUUUAGUGAUCGUCUGUCACGAAUCAAUGCUCUCAAAGACCGCAUGUACAGUUUCCCCUCUGGGUUUACAGAUGUCCGCCGUGAUGCCAGUGAGCUCAUCGCGUUAGUGAGAUCCAGCGUGGGCAGAUGUGAUCGUGGAGUUCAGAUGCCUCUCCAGGACGUCUCCCAGUACAAACAACUCCUGUCUGUUGAGUCGAAGGAGUUAGGCCGGGCAUGUCGCAGGAUGGCACAAGCCCACAGUAGUCCAGAUGAAAUGCUGCUAGCGAUAACAUGUAGCUUUCAGGUGCUAUGCUGCCUCUGCGAAGCUUGUAUGUGUCUGGUCAGGUGUCUUGGAACCUCUGCUGCACACCAGCAAAGAGAGGUAGUGGCAAAGGUUGACGAGGUUGUUAUGAACUAUAUCUGCUUGCUCAAAGCAGCAGAGGCUGCCACCAUAGGGGCACCAGGGGAGCACAGCGUGAAAGCCCUGGUCCGCCACUCCAGUACCAUGUCGGCCAUUGCUAAUGCACUCACCCGCUCCCUUAAAACGCUGCUAAGCAAGUAGAGGCUAUUCUUAAUGCUUUAUAGUGUGGCCUAUACAGUCAGUGGAAGUCUAUCUUCAAGCAUCUUGCUGUUGAGGUGUCUAGAAAAGUUGCAUAUUUUUCUUAAUGUGUCUGCGCGUUAUUUAUGUCAAAACUUUCAAAGAAGUGCAAGACUUGUUGAGGUUACAAUUAACAUUAAAGUUGCAUUAGUUUUGAACAGAUUAGUAAGAUGCUUAAAGAAUAUCAUCUGACUGCACUUGCUUUUCUGAUGACAUCGUUGUAAUGUAUAUUCACAAAGCCAUACUCUCACAAUCCUUUGUAAUAUAUGUACCUAAUAGAUUAUUAUAUCCUUUUACCUGUGCUUUAUGUAACUUAUUUAAUGUGUAUAUAAUGCAUAGAGAUAUCAUAAAACUAUAUUAUUUGCAGUUUAAAGAAGCCCUGAAACACAGAGCAGGGCUUGGUGAAUUAAUUUGCCAUUUUAUUCUUGAGGAACAGUUUUAAACAGAUAUGAUACACUUAUUGUUGUAAAAGAAUUAUUGUAGAGUUACAAGUAAAACUGUGUCACUGGCAGCAUAGUAAAAACUGUCACAUCAAAUUAACUUGUUGAUAAUCAGCCGUAUUUCUAAAAUUAAAAUUGAAUUAAACCUAAGUUUACCUGCAAAGCAAUUUUGUUUAUUUGGAAGACAACAGAAAUAUUUGCUAAAUGUGUGGAAAAUACAAGGAUGCUGUCAUCACAAAUGGGCUUAUGACUUUGUAGUUGUAAUAUUUAACUGGAAUACUUUCUGAAAACAGUAAUAAGUAGAGAGUAAUAAUUUUCACAAAAAUAGCAUACACAACAUUGUAUUAUUGAAAUAUCUAGUGUUUAAAAAUGGAAAGAAUUAUUCCAUAUUCACCAAUGUAUUAAUUAGAUCAAAUUCUUAGAAUAUUUUUUUGUAAUACUCUGUUUUGGGAUAUGUUUUGUGCUUUAUUAAUUUAUUAUUCAACACAGUGUAUCAUGAUGCAG
This is a messenger RNA of Menidia menidia (Atlantic silverside), 7211 nucleotides long. The record is from the annotation of a GenBank genome assembly. NCBI's taxonomy places the organism in Eukaryota, Metazoa, Chordata, Actinopteri, Atheriniformes, Atherinopsidae.